CUCAGGCCUCCGUAAAGGAGGUUGGGCUUGGUGUUCUCCCGCCAAUUUAAACCAGAGGGAUGGUUUAGAGCGGUUUGGGCAGUCAGGAAGAGGCUACAUCUGUAUUCCCAUUUAGUUUCUCCCGUUGCAGGGAAGACAGUGGUUCCUGUCUCAGGAAGAUUAGAAACAUGUGGAAUGAUAUCGAACUGCUAACAAGUGAUGAUACUGGAAGUGGGUACCUAAGUGUUGGCUCAAGAAAAGAACAUGGAACAGCUUUAUAUCAAGUAGAUUUGCUGGCAAAGAUCUCCUCCGAAAAGCCGUCCUUUAAUCCAAAGAUACAAGCAUACAGCUUAAGUGAUGGGUUUGUUAUUGUAGCUGAUCAGUCAGUGAUACUGCUUGACAGCAUUUGUAGAACACUUCAGUUGCAUCUUAUAUUUGACACUGAAGUGGAUGUGGUUGCGCUAUGUCAAGAAGGAAAGUUUCUUAUGGUUGGAGAGAGAAGUGGCAAGGUGCAUCUCAUUCAUGUGACAUCAAAGCAAACAUUAUUCACUAAUGCUUUUGUUCAGAAAGCUGAAGAUGAAAAUCAGUGUACUUAUCAGAAUCUUGUUGUUGAGAAAUACAAUUCAAGUGAAGGUACCUACUAUAUGCUGCUUCUAACAGCCAGUGGUGUGUUUUGUAUAACAAACCUUCAUCUUGUAAAGAUUCAGCAAGCUAUUGAGAAUGGUGACUACAAUACAGCAAAAAAGUUCCAAGGAGAAAUCAAGUCCAGUUUUAUUUCUACUGAAAAUUAUCAUACUCUUGGUUGUCUCAGUCUUGUGGCCGGAGAUGUAGCUGGUGAAAUCUCAAUGAUAAUUGGGGGAACUGGUAAUUGUGCUCUUUCAAAAUGGGAACCAGAUUCUUCCAAGAAAGAAAUGACAGUUAAAAAUGUUAUUGACUCUGAGAUUAUUAAAGGUGCAAAGAAGUUCCAGCUGAUAGACAAUCUACUUUUUAUUCUUGAUACUGAUAAUGUGCUGAGUUUAUGGGAAUUUUACACUUUGACUCUUCUAUGGAACUGGUCCUGUCUACAUGUGGAAGAUUUUCUUCUUACCACGGAAGCAGAUUCACCUUCAUUAGUUACAUGGAAAGGAAUUACGAAUCUCAAAUUAGUAGCUCUGACAGUAACUGCUAAUAAAAAGAUGAAAAACUUUGUGGUUUAUUCAUUACCUACAAUGGAAAUACUAUAUUCUUUGGAAUUAUCUAGUGUUUCUUCUCUGGUGCAAACAGGAAUUAGCACAGAUACCAUAUAUCUUCUGGAAGGAAUUUGCAAAAAUGAUCCAAAAUCAUCUGAAGACUCAGUCUCUGUUUUAGUACUUAGAUGUCUUACAGAAGCUUUACCAGAAAAUAGAUUGAGUCGGUUACUUCAUAAACACAGGUUUGCUGAAGCUGAGAGCUUUGCCAUUAACUUUGGACUAGAUGUUGAGCUUGUUUACAAGGUAAAGUCAAACAAUAUAUUGGAGAAAUUAGCUUUGAGUUCUGAGGACACCAGUGAGCAGAUUGAAUGGCAAAAACUUGUGGAUGAAGCUAAGGAAAAUUUACAUAAAAUCCAGGAUGAUGAAUUUGUGGUGAAUUACUGCUUGGAAGCUCAAUGGAUAACCUAUGAAACAACCCAGGAAAUGCUAAAUUAUGCCAAAACCAGGCUUUUGAAGAAAGAAGAUAAAUCUGUACCUGUCUACUCUGAUGGCUUAAAAGAGGUACUAAAGGCUCAUGCAAAGUUGACUACAUUUUACGGUGCAUUUGGACCUGAAAAAUUCAGUGGUGGUUCUUGGAUUGAAUUUUUGAAUAAUGAAGAUGAUCUUAAGGAUAUUUUUUUACAGUUAAGAGAAGGAAACCUUAUUUGUGCACAAUACCUCUGGCUUAGACAGCGGGCAAGCUUUGAAAGCAGAUUUGAUGUGAAAAUGCUUGAAAACUUGCUCAAUUCCAUUUCUACACCAGUCUCAUUGCAAAAGCUUUGCCCAUGGCUUAAAAAUGAUGUGAUCCCAUUUGUGCGAAGAAUUAUACCGGAAGGACAGAAAAUUCUUGCAAAAUGGUUGGAGCAAACAGCCAGGAACCUUGAAUUAACUGAUAAGGCAAACUGGCCAGAAAAUGGACUUCAGUUGGCGGAGGUGUUUUUCACAGCAGCAAAGCCAGAUGAGUUGGGAAUGACAUCCUCUUGUCAUUGGAUUUCCUUGAAGAAUUACCAAAACACAGAAGAAGUAUGUCAAUUAAAGAUUUUGGUAAAUAACUUGCGAGAAUUGAUCACAUUGCAUAGGAAAUACAACUGCAAAUUGGCCCUUUCUGAUUUUGAGAAGGAGAAUGCAACCACCAUUGUGUUCCGAAUGUUUGAUAAAGUCUUGGCUCCAGCACUCAUUCCUUCUGUCUUAGAAAAGUUUGUGAGAGUUUAUAUGAGGGAACAUGACUUGCAAGAAGAAGAACUUCUCCUACUCUACAUAGAGGAUUUAUUAAAGAGAUGUAGCUCCAAGUCUACAUCACUCUUUGAAACUGCAUGGGAAGCAAAAGCCAUGGCCAUCAUAGGCUGUUUAUCUGACACAGAUCUCAUAUUUGAUGCUGUACUGAAGAUCAUGUAUGCAGCAGUGGUUCCUUGGAGUGCAGCUGUGGAGCAGCUGGUGAAGCAGCACUUAGAAAUGGACCACCCCAAAGUCAAAUUAUUACAGGAAAGUUACAAGUUAAUGGAGAUGAAAAAACUUUUACGAGGCUAUGGAAUAAGGGAGGUAAAUCUCUUAAACAAGGAAAUCAUGAGGGUGGUCAGGUACAUUCUCAAGCAAGAUGUCCCAUCUUCAUUAGAAGAUGCUUUGAAGGUGGCCCAAGCAUACAUGUUGUCUAAGGAUGAAAUCUAUAGUCUAAAGAUAAUUGACCUGAUAGACAGAGAACAGGGUGAGGAGUGUGUCCUUCUACUGAGGUCUUUGCCUCCUGCUGAAGCUGAGAAAAUUGCUGAAAGAGUCAUCAUUUGGGCACGAUUGGCAUUACAAGAAGAACCAGAUAAUUCUAAAGAGGACAAAUCCUGGAGAAUAUCUGUAGCAAAGAUAUCAGUGGACAUUCUUAAACUACUAUGUGACAUUCAGAAAGAUGAUCUGCAGAAGAAGGAUGAAUCUGAAGAAGUCUUGAAAAUAUUUAAAGCUGUUGCUAGCUUACAGGAGAACUUUGAGGUCUUUCUGUCAUUUGGAGAUUAUAGCAACAGUUCCCUGGUAGCAGAGCUCCGUGAACGGUACAUUAAAGCUCAGGAAAUCUCCCAGGCUAAACACAAACCCAGGAGCAGCACAGAGCCCACAGAUGCCAAGGAGAAGACCUUGAGCACUGAGGCAAAGCUACACAGGCAGGCCCUUUUCCUACAGCUGUCCAAGCAAGAGCUGGAGGCUGAGCUGACCAUGAGGGCCCUUCAUGAUGGGAACAUCAAAACAGCACUAAAAAAGUGCAGAGACUUGUUUAAAUAUCACCGCAAUGCUGAGACUGGGGAAUUACUGUUUCUGACCUGUCAGAAGCUUUGUCACAUGCUGGCUCAGGAUAUCCCAGUGGCAACUCCUGCAGGGCUGAAUCUUCCUUCUGAGAUACAUGAGCUUGCCUGCCAGGCUGCCACCCUCUGCAGUCCAGAUGUUUUAUUAAAUACUUUGGAGCUAUGUAAAUAUACUUUAAUGGCAAUGGAGCUUUCCAGACAGUGCCAAAUGGAUGACUGUGGAAUUCUGAUGAAAACUUCUUUUGGGACUCAUAAAGAUCCAUAUGAGGAGUGGUCUUACAGUGACUUCUUCAGUGAAGACGGCAUAGUUCUUGAGUCACAGAUGGUUCUACCUGUUAUUUAUGAAUUGAUUGCAUCCCUUUUUCCUCUGGCUGAAAACAAGAGGUAUCCCUUGGAAUCUACGUAUUUGCCAUACUGCUCCCUUAGUGAAGGAAAUGGCCUUAUUUUACCUGCUUUAAACUCCGUCUCUGCCCUGCUGCAGAACCUUCAGGAAUCUAGCCAGUGGGAGCUGGCUCUGAAAUUUGUGGUCUGUUCCUUUGGUACCUGCCAUCAGCACUCUGUGUCAAACUUUAUGAAUGUCAGUUUGAGUGACAAGUUAUUUGAAAAAGCCACAUUGGAAAAAUCAAGAUAUAUUGUUGUGGAACUGAAAGAAAAAGUUGAUACAUUCAUCAGAGAAUGUGCUCCAAAGCUAUUGCACAAAGUCUUUAAUUGUCGCUUGGUGGAUCUUGAGUUGGCAUUGGGUUACUGCACUCUCUUAACCCAAAAAGAAGUGUUUGAAAAUCUCUGGAAACUCAUAGACAAAGCAUGGCAGAAUUAUGAAAACAUUUUGGCAAUCUCUCUGGUGGGCUGUCAGCUGGCCAGGCUCUAUCAGGAAAUAGAAAUGGAGUUGAAGUUCCAGGAACUCAGUACAGAUGCCCAGUGGGGUUUUCGUCUUGGUAAACUUGGUAUUUCUUUUCAACCAGUUUUCAGGCAACACAUACUUACCAAGAAAGACCUCAUUAAAGCUCUUGUGAAGAAUAUAGAUAUGGACAUAAACCUCAUUCUGGAAUAUUGCAGCACCUUUCAGCUGGACUGUGAUGCAGCCCUUCAGCUAUUCAUUGAGACACUACUGCACAAUACAAAUGCCUGUGAAAGCCAGGGAGAUGCAAAGAUGGAAUCUACAGACCAGCCACACUCCAAACUCUUGGCCAAAGCCCUUGAAAUGGUUCCUUUACUAAUCAGCACAAAAGACUUGGUCAUCAGUCUUAGUGGAAUACUACAUAAGUUGGAUCCCUAUAACUAUGAAAUGAUUGAAGUUGUCCUGAAGGUCAUAGAAAAGGCUGAUGAAAAGAUAACCAAUAUUAACAUUAAUCAGGCAUUGAGUCUUCUGAAACAUUUGAAAUCAUACAGAAGAAUUUCUCCUCCAGUGGAGCUAGAGUAUCAGCAUAUGCUGGAGCAUGUAACACCUUUGCCAUCAGCUGCCCAAACUAGACUGCCAUUUCACCUUAUAUUUUUUGGCACAGCACAGAACUUCUGGAAAGUCCUCUCCACAGAACUCAGUGAAGAAUCCUUCCCAACAUUGCUCUUAAUCUCUAAAUUAAUGAAGUUUUCUUUGGACACACUGUAUAUGUCUACAGCCAAACAUGUUUUUGAAAAAAAGCUGAAGCCUAAACUUCUGAAGUUAACACAAGCUAAAACCUCAUUACUGAUGAACAAGGAAAUAACUAAGAUCACUCAGACCAUCGAAUCCUACUUGUUAUCAAUAGUUAACCCAGAGUGGGCUGUUGCUAUUGCUGUCACCCUUGCUCAGGAUAUCCCAGAAGGUUCCUUUAAGAUGUCUAGUUUGAAAUUUUGCCUCUACUUAACUGAGAGGUGGCUGCAGAAUAUCCCAUCUAAGGAUCAAACACAGGAAAAAGCAGAGGCUUUGCUGAAGAAACUUCACAUUCAGUACCGGCGAUCAGGCACGGAGGCUGUGCUCAUAGCUCACAAGCUGAACACAGAGGAGUACUUAAGAGUGAUAGGAAAACCAGCUCAUCUCAUUGUCAGUCUGUAUGAACAUCCCAGCAUAAGUCAAAGAAUUCAGAAUUCAUCUGGCACAGGUUUUCCUGAUAUUCACACAGCAGCUAAAGAAAUAGCUGAAGUCAAUGACAUCGAUUUGGAGAAAGUCUGGGACAUGUUGUUGGAGAAAUGGCUGUGCCCACCCUCAAAGCCUGGUGAAGAGCCAUCUGAAUUAUUUGAACUUCAAGAUGAAACAUUACAAAGAGUCCUGUAUCUCCUUCAGUCUCGUCCACUUGAUUAUUGUUCAAGAAUGCUGUUCAUUUUCGCAACAUCAGCUACAACUACAUUAGGUAUGCAUCAGUUAACUUUUGCUCACAAAACACGAGCUCUUCAGUGUCUCCUCUACUUGGCUGACAAGGAAACUAUAGAAUGUCUCUUCAAGAAACCCAUUGAAGAAGUGAAAUCUUAUAUGAAAUGUAUAACUUUUCUGGCAUCAUUUGAGGCUUUGAAUAUUCCCAUCACAUAUGAACUAUUUUGCAAUAGUCCCAAAGAAGGAAUGAUUAAAGGUCUAUGGAAAAACCACAGCCACGAGUCCAUGGCAGUAAAAUUGGUGACUGAGCUUUGUUUAGAAUAUAAAAUCUAUGACCUGCAGCUUUGGAAUGGACUCUUGCAAAAGCUUCUUGGAUUCAAUAUGAUCCCUUAUCUAAGGAAAGUUUUAACAGCCGUUUCCAGUAUCCAUUCUUUAUGGCAGGUUCCUUACUUUAGCAGAGCUUGGCAGCGUGUGGUACAGAUUCCACUACUUUCAGUCUCUUGUCCUUUAAGCCCCAGCCAGUUAUCAGAUUGUUGUGAGAGUCUUGUCGCUGUUCUAAAAUGUCCAGUUUCAGAUGACCUUGACAUGAUUGGAGUCGCCAAACAGUAUAUUCAAUUAGAGCUUCCAGCUUUUGCGUUAGCCUGUCUGAUGCUCAUGCCCCACUCAGAAAAAAGGCACCAACAAAUAAAGAACUUUCUGGGCUCGUGUGAUCCUUUAAUCAUUUUACAGCAGUUAGAAGAACAUAUGCAUUCUGGCCAGUUAGCAGGAUUUUCACAUCAAAUUAGAAGUCUGGUUCUGAAUGAUAUCAUAAGAAAGAAGGAGUUUGGGCGUUUGGCAAAGACUAAAUACUUUCAAGUUUUGAAGUCACACAUGGUGAAUACCAACAACAUCACUGACCUGGUAAACUAUUUGGCAAAUGAGUUAAGUUUAGAUGAAGCAUCAGCUUUUGUAACCAAAUAUUCAAAGCAUUGUGGGAAGCCUGUACCAGCUGACAUUGCUCCCUGUGAGAUUCUAAAGAUGUUUCUUAAUGGCUCAUGGUAAAUCAUCAAACCUUGUCUCAAGAACAAGAGGAAGUCUGAAGUCUGCUACUACCUGACCGUAUUUAUGACAGUUUUUAAAUUGUGCAACCUAUGUGUUAUAGCCAUUAUCAAGUAUUAUCCAAAAAGUAGUAACUAAGAUGUUUAACAAUUUUAAUUUUAAUUACCUCGAGAAUACAUUCUAUAAGUUAUCUUUUA
Messenger RNA from Erinaceus europaeus (western European hedgehog), 6988 nucleotides. RefSeq names its product kinetochore associated 1 (gene KNTC1). The transcript has 64 exons. Lineage: Eukaryota; Metazoa; Chordata; Mammalia; Eulipotyphla; Erinaceidae. The coding region runs from base 168 to 6794 and encodes 2208 amino acids. Gene Ontology annotation, cellular component: RZZ complex; kinetochore microtubule; cytoplasm. The record is from RefSeq and is a predicted model, not a curated record. Gene Ontology annotation, biological process: protein localization to kinetochore involved in kinetochore assembly; mitotic spindle assembly checkpoint signaling; mitotic sister chromatid segregation. Gene Ontology annotation, molecular function: small GTPase binding.